This is a messenger RNA of Cucurbitaria berberidis CBS 394.84, 546 nucleotides long. RefSeq names its product P-loop containing nucleoside triphosphate hydrolase protein. The record is from RefSeq and is a predicted model, not a curated record. Gene Ontology annotation, molecular function: ATP hydrolysis activity; ATP binding; AMP kinase activity. The transcript is spliced from 2 exons. Bases 1 to 546 code for a protein of 181 amino acids. Lineage: Eukaryota; Fungi; Ascomycota; Dothideomycetes; Pleosporales; Cucurbitariaceae. Gene Ontology annotation, cellular component: nucleus; cytoplasm.
AUGGCGCGUAAGAACCCGAAUAUUGUCAUCACAGGCACACCUGGUGUAGGAAAGACGACACAUGCCGAGCAACUGGCUAGGGCGACCGGGUUCCAGCACCUAUCUGUGAACCAAAUCGUCAAAGACGAAGGAUUUCAUGAGGGCAAAGACGAAGAGACGGGGAGCUGGAUUGUAGACGAGGACAAGCUGCUUGAUCACCUUGAAACCCUCCCUCUCCACACAACCGGUGGCUACAUCCUCGACUGGCACGCCUGCGACCUCUUCCCCGAGCGCUGGAUCGACCUCGUCAUUGUCUUACGCUGCGACUCUACUACCCUAUACGAUCGCUUGACAGCACGAGGAUACAAGGGCAAGAAACUGGAAGAGAAUAUGGAUUCAGAGAUUAUGCAGGUCUUGCUUGACGAGGCGAGGGAGGGCUACAAGGAGGAUAUUGUGGUCGAGCUGAGGAGUGAUAGUGCUGAGGAUGUAGAGGGGAAUUUGGAGAGGAUAGAGCAAUGGGUUGAGAAUUGGAGGAAGGAUAGAGAGGGGCAGGCAGACGACGAGUAA